CAAAAUCCAGCAUGAUGUGAGCAUAUACGAAGAGUUCCGCUCCGUGAAAGCAGUGGCGCCGGCGCGUACGUUAGUCUAGGGUUUUAGCGAACGGUUAGAUUUGGAAAGAAUUAGGGUUUAAGGCAGAGCGAGAAGAGAAGAAGAAGAGUAGAAAGAACGAUGCUGUACAUUAUAGGUUUAGGAUUGGGCGACGAAAAGGACAUCACUCUCAGAGGCUUAGAAUGUGUGAAGAAAUGCAACAAGAUUUACAUGGAAGCUUACACUUCUCUCUUGUCCUUUGGCCUUGCUUCCGAUGGAAUUUCUUCGCUCGAGAAGCUCUACGGAAAGACCAUCACAGUUGCGGAUCGGGAAAUGGUCGAGGAGAAGGCUGAUGAGAUGCUCUCCAAGGCUCGUACCUCUGAUGUUGCCUUUUUGGUUGUUGGCGACGCUUUCGGAGCUACGACCCAUUCGGAUCUGGUCGUUCGAGCAAAGAGUUUGGGGAUUGAAGUCAGAGUGGUGUACAAUGCUUCUGUGAUGAAUGCAAUUGGAAUUUGUGGGUUGCAACUGUACCGCUAUGGUGAGACUGUUUCGAUACCGUUUUUUACUGAAACGUGGAAACCGAGUAGCUUUUAUGAGAAGAUUCAAAGAAACCGUGGACUUGGAUUGCACACACUCUGCUUAUUAGAUAUACGAGUAAAGGAACCGUCUUUGGAGUCUUUAUGCAGGGGAAGAAAAGAGUAUGAACCACCUAGAUUUAUGUCUAUAAACACAGCAAUCGAGCAGCUUUUGGAGGUUGAGCAAAUGGAAGGACAAUCUGUAUACAACGAAGACUCACUGUGUGUGGGAUUUGCUCGUCUCGGAAGCGAAGAUCAGAUGAUAGUAGCGGGCACCAUGAAGCAGCUGAGAAGCAUUGAUUUCGGGCCGCCUCUGCAUUGCCUUGUGAUUGUAGGAAAGACCCAUCCUGUUGAAGAAGAAAUGUUGGACUUUUUUAAAUCUGGAAAUGAGAAUCUUGAACAGGAUGUCAUUGACAGAACUACAUAAUUAUUAUCUGAGAGCCGAGAUCCUUUCAUUUACAGGUUAUCCAAGUCCCGUUGUACCAUUGCUUUUGAAAACUUUGAAAUCUGCUUUACUUAUAUUUUAAAGUUAUUUAUAUAUAUUAUAGAACUCUUGGAUUUCUUGGUUUUGACUGCUCAAAAAUCAGUUAUCUUAAA
Molecule: messenger RNA, 1190 nt
Organism: Momordica charantia (bitter melon)
Lineage: Eukaryota; Viridiplantae; Streptophyta; Magnoliopsida; Cucurbitales; Cucurbitaceae
Product: Tetrapyrrole (Corrin/Porphyrin) Methylase
Biological process (GO): protein histidyl modification to diphthamide
Molecular function (GO): diphthine synthase activity
Source: RefSeq, a predicted model, not a curated record